GCGCGCAAAGAAGUGAGAGCUGUGAUGUCGCAGCAGAUGUUGCUUCUUCGUGCUCGGGAACAAGAACUCCUUGAUGAGUUAGAUGUUAUAAUGAACCAUAAGGAAAGCAAAUUGGAGCUACAACAGCAAUCGUUGUACAGGAAUAUCUGGGAGUGUAAGCAAGCACUGGAGAAAAUUCGUGGUGAAGGAGCAUCAAUAGAUGCUAUGCAGGUAUUUUCUAGAGUCGGGCAUAUCGAGUUGUCUUCCCGAGAGUCAGCCCAUGUUUCAUUUGAGUCUGAUGCGAUUGGAUUACGCUCGAAGCUUUUGUCGUUCGGCACUAUUCGUACUUCUUCAAGACACGAUCACCCUAAUCAAUCAAUACCAGGAGAAAGUCUUCCAAUGGAAAUAGAAGAGUAUGAUGAUGCCUUGAUGGCCCAUAAGUCGGUUUUGCGCAUGAGGUCUAAUCCAUCGACUUCGAGUAAUAUGAGCAGGCAGCAGGUUGAGUCGGUGAGAAAAUGGUUGAAGAAGAUACCAUCAGGUCCAGGUGCCCUUGACGCAGAUGUGUCGUCUAUCAUGGCUGAGUUCGACGUGAUUAAGAACUCUUCUACACCAGAAGCUGAAGUUGAGAGCACAGAUUCGGCAUCUUCUUUCGAUAUCAUCGCUCCUAAAGACAGUGGCGCUCCAGAAACUCCUGCAGAAAAUGUGUUGAGCGCUGAAUUUCUAAAUACGCUCCAGCAACCGUUAUCAUCGUGGCUUAUGCGUAUCAUGCCCAAUGAGAAGGUGGAGAGAAAUGCAAGUGCAAUUGAUGUUGUGGAAGAGCCUGUGCGAUCAAUGAAGCGUCCUCAUAGCUGUGGUGAUAUCAGAAGGUUAUUUUUCAUUUUUAUAGUACUUGCUGAACGUUCCAAAACCUCAAGCACAAGGAGUUGCUGA
Molecule: messenger RNA, 909 nt
Organism: Strongylus vulgaris
Lineage: Eukaryota; Metazoa; Nematoda; Chromadorea; Rhabditida; Strongylidae
Source: the annotation of a GenBank genome assembly